ACGUGUGAACUGAGCCCGUUGGAGAAGACCUCACUCUGCGUUCCUCCAUCUCCGGAUGUAGGUCACGUCACAUUCCUUCCGAAGCCAAACAUGGAAAAUCUGACAUUUGGAAACCCAGCAGGCACGGACAUGGACCAAGCCCAAUUGCAGCAAGCAGUGGUGGAAGGGGGUGAACCGUAUGAACCCCAUUCACCCAUUUACUCAUAUGAUGAAGUGUUCCCUGCUCUGCCGGAAGCCUCUGUUCCCACAGGGAAUCCGGCUGAUGUCAACAACCAGUGGAACCGAACUCUUCGCAUUGGAUCAUCUGUGACAACUCAGAUUUUUCAUGUACCAGUAGAAGAACGCAGACGAGAUGAACAGGAUUUUGGAGGAGACAGCCAAGCUAAGAGAUGUCAGGAAAUCAUGCAGAAGACAGGAGCACAUUUGGAAGUUGCUUAUGGAAAGGAUGACUCUCUCACAUUUGUUGUAACCGGGAAGCAUAAGGAUGUCUUGGAUGCCAAGCGUCGCAUUCUUGAAGCAUUUCAAACACAAGCUAAUGUAACAAUACAAAUACCAAAAGAGCAUCAUCGAUUCAUUUUGGGUCGGAAUGGAAAGAAGCUUCAGGAUCUUGAGAAGGCAACAGCCACAAAGAUUAGUGUCCCAAAAGCAGAGAACCCAUCAGGUGAAGUGAGAAUUAUGGGGACCCGAGAAGGGAUUGAGAAGGCAGUUCAUGAGAUCAGAGUCAUUUCAGAUGAGCAAUCAAAACAGGCAUACGAGAGAUUGAACAUUCCAAAAAUAUACCAUCCAUUCAUCGCUGGAGCACACAGUGAGAAGGUGAACAAGCUAACGGAAGCUUGGGGUGUCCGAAUCAAUAUUCCCCCUCAGUCAGUGAUGAAGGAUGAGCUCACUGUAGCUGGGGAGAAGGAAGCAGUGAAGAAGGUGGUUGAGGCCAUCCAGAAGGCCUAUCGAGAAAUCGAGCGACAUUGUAGUACUGUUUCUGUGGAGGUAAAGAAAUCUCAGCACAAGUAUAUCAUAGGACCCAAAGGCAACACCAUAGCAGAGAUCUUGGGUGAGACAGGAGUCAGUGUAGAGAUGCCACCCCAGGAGUCCCCAUCAGGGACAAUCACAUUAAGAGGACCUCCUGAAAAGCUUGGACCAGGUGUUGUUGACUAUGAUGAGUACAUACAUUGGCAGGCUCCCUCUUCUGAGAUGAACCCGUUAUCAAAUAAUUAUGCUGCAGUUCUUCUGCCAACUGAGUCACUUCAGGAUGUAUUUAAACAUUUGCUGUUGCUUGGUAGUUUCAUAAUUGCUGCUUGCUUUUAUAUUGCAGCAUUGACAAUGGUCUAUUCCAAGGCUAACAGUGUCAAGUCUACUGAGAUGAAGGCUCCUGCUUGGCUUCAUAAAUAUAUCAUUGGAAAGAAAGGUGUCAACAUACGAAACCUGACGCAGGACAAUCCGAAAGUACAUGUGGAAUUCAAUGAAGGUGACAAAAUCCAACUGGAAGGCCCUCCAAAAGAAGUGGAUGAGAUUGAGGAUAAGUUGACUGCUGUAAUUCAAGAUCUGGAGCAGCGUCUUACUUUUGAAGAGCUUGAAGUUGAUACUCGUUUUCAUCGUCACAUUAUUGGACGGCAGGGUGCCAAUGGCAAGUCCAAUUAUGAUAUGAAUCGAAUCAAGCAGGAAACAGGAGUGUUCAUCAGGUUCCCAGAUGGAGAGACCUUGAACAAAAUACUGAUUGAAGGGAGUCGGGAUGGUGUAAAACGGGCUGUUAAGGAUCUCAAGGAACUAGUUGAAAAAAUUCAGAAUGAAAAGGAGCGAGACAUCAUCAUCCCCCAGCGCUUUCAUCCCAAGAUCAUAGGCUCAAAGGGAGAAAAUAUCAGGGAGACUAGGGAUCGCUUCAACAAUGUCCAGAUCACCUUCCCUGCACCAGGUGUGGCAAGUGAGAUUGUGAAGAUUCGAGGCCCAAAAGAUGACGUUGAUGCAUGCUACAGCCACCUACGAAAGGUGUGCCGUGAGAUGGAGGACAGUAGCUUUCAAGUGGAGGUCCAGAUCUACAAGCAAUUCCACAAAUUUGUCAUUGGGAAGGGUGGUGCCAAUAUACGCAAGAUCCGAGAGGAGACCAAUACCCGGAUUGAGAUUCCAGGUGAUGAGAGCGAGAGUGAUAAGAUUGUCAUCACAGGCAAGAAAGAGGACUGUGAAAAAGCAAAAGACAUGAUUCAGAAAAUCCAGAAUGACAUGGACAAUGUGGUUCAGGUAGAUAUCAUUGUACCACAGAAGUUUCACAAUGCCAUCAUUGGGACUGGUGGGAAGUUGAUUCAAAGCAUAUCCCAAGAUUGUGGUGGAGCAUAUAUAAAGUUCCCCCCAUCAGAUGUUUCCUCUGACAAGGUGACCAUUCGUGGACCAAAGGAAGAGGUGGCAAAGGCCAAGAAAAUCAUUAUUGAAAUGAGCAAUGAAAGACAGCUCAUGAAUUAUACUGCUGAAGUGAGGGAUAGUACUGGAGCCAGGAUCAUAUUCCCAACUGAGAAAGAUGAAGAUCGGGAGGUCAUCACUAUUAUAGGAAGGGAAGAAGCAGUUAAGAAAGCCAAGGCUGAACUUGAAGUGCUGAUCAAGGAACUGGUGGGUCCUUCAUUGAACUCAUCUAGCAAUGUGGGCCGUUGCCCUAUCCUACUGGAACUGCAUUCCAAGAGGAAGGCCACAUCAAUGAAUCUACACAUCCAAAAACGACUGCAACAUUUGGAUGUAGAGUACAGCAUUGAUCGUGAUUGUGUCGCCAUUAUCAUCCUUGAAACAGUUCAGGCCGAUCACUCCACCAACCCUGCAACCUCGGAGGCUUUGGAAAAUCACAAAUGGGAGAAAGUUGCUGCUGUGCCUGUCGUGUUGUGCGAUGACACAGUAGUGGAGGAGGAGGUACGGGUGGAUGCAAAGCAUCACCGCCACUUCACAUCUCGACGAGGUGCCGUCCUGCAGGAAAUCAGCGAGAACUAUGGUGGGGUCAUAAUAUCAUUCCCUAGAGCCAAUGAGACCCACGACCGUGUUCUUCUCAAGGGUUCCAAGGAAUGUGUUGAUGGAGCUAAGCAGCGCAUUCUGGAGAUAGUAUCUGAUCUGGAACAAAUGGUGACAAUGGAAUGUGAGAUCCCUCAGCGUCAUCAUCGUACCAUCAUGGGAGCCAAGGGCUCUAAGGUCCAGGCAAUAGAGGCAGAAUUUGAUGUCCGAAUCAAGUUCCCCGAGCGUGAAGUUGCCAAUGGAGAGGAAGGAGUUCCAGAGAUGAAUGGGGUCAUAGAUUCUAAGGAACCACUCCCUCGGGACAUUAUCAAGGUGACAGGGAAGGUGGAGAACUGUGAGAGGGCUAAGGCAGCCCUUUUUGAAUGCAUCCCCAUUGUUAUUGAUGUUCCAGUGCCAUUUGAUUUUCACAGAUUCAUCAUCGGUCUCAAAGGGAAGGAAGUAAGAGACAUGAUGAUGAAGUAUGAUGUCAACAUUACUGUCCCACCUGCAAAGGAUCAUGCUGACACGAUAAAAGUGACGGGGCCUCCAGCCAAUGUUGAACGUGCCAAGGAAGCUUUGGAAGAGAAGGUGAAGCAAUUGCAUGCAGAGAAGGAAGAUCGUGCAGCCCGCAGUUAUGAGCUUAGGGUUUGUGUUUUCUUCCCUUUUGAUGAAGAUUGUAUCUUUGGCCCAAUGAUGAUAAAAUGCCUUAGCAAGGCCGGUCUCAUGCCAUGGGGGUUGGAAAGGACUGGUGCUGAAGAAUUAUGCAGUCAGGUUCAGAGGGUGGGGAUUCCCUCGACAAGGGAAGGCAAGGGGCAACGUCCAGGGUCUCACCCAGUACCCUUCACUUCUGCCCUUGGGAAGAUGAAUGUGGAGGCCAAAUACCACCCAAAGAUCAUUGGACGAAGAGGUGCAACAGUGACAAAGUUGCGUGAUGACUAUGGAGUGAACAUCCAGUUCCCAAACAUGCAAACAAAAGAAGAUGAACCAGAUGUGAUUAUCAUCACAGGAUAUGAAGAUAAGGCCCAUGCUGCCUCUGAUGCCAUCAUGAAGAUGGUCAAUGACAUGAGAGAAAUGAAAGAGGAGGAAGUAAGCAUUGACCACCGUGUGCAUUCACGCUUGAUUGGUCAGCGUGGUCGCAAUAUCCGACGCAUCAUGGAGCAAUUCAAAGUGGACAUUCGCUUUCCUCGACAGGAAGACACUGAUCCUAAUCGUGUGGUCAUUAUGGGCCAUGAGGAAGACAUUCAGGAAGCUAAGGACUAUUUGCUCAAUCUUGAAGAAGAAUUUUUGCAAGAUGUGACUGACAGCGAGAUGUACUACAGGCCAUCUCGGUAUGCUGAUGAUGACACCCCGAAGGGAGAUUCAAAGAGCUUUGUUGUGAAGGGUGGCCCAUGGGAGCAAGGUCCUGCACCUGCCCCUGACAUGAAGUCCAAUGAAGAUUUUCCAUCAUUUGGGGAUGUUUCAGCAGCCCCUGUCACUCCUGGUGGGGCUUGGGGCAGCCAUCGGCGAAUCUAGAUUCAGCGCCCCUCUUUUUUUUUCGGUAUUCCUGGGAAUUUUUUCCUUUGUUUUUGUAAAUUAGACCUGAUAUUCUUCCAUAUCUCACUCACAAUCUGUCUCACCAUCUGAUCAGUUUGAGUGCAUGCCUGGAAACCACUUGGGAGAGAUUGUGUUUUUUUGUGGAGUGAUUCUGUCCAGCAAUGAUGCUGAUUCAUUCUGCAUAAGUACCCAUUUUAAGAGACAUACUGUGACAAUGGUCCUUUGUGAAGAUGCUAAUGAACAAAGGAAAUGACUCAACCCUAUUCAUCACUUGCUUGCUGCAAUGACGACGACCGGCUCACGGACCCUGGCCGACGAGUUAUUGGUAGAACUCAUGGAAAUAUUGUGCGUACGGAAACCCUCAUUCCUGUGAGGGUGCAUACUGCAUACAUUCUUCAUCAGCAGUUUCUCUGAUCAUCUGUGAAAAGCCCAGAGGAGCUUGCAAAAAAAUGUCUUCCGCAUUUUUGAAAAAAUUUCCUCCCUUUAUGUACCUUGAUUUCACCCUCCCAUGUUUGAGUGUCAUGAAUUUUUUCAGCCAUUUUUCUUUCAUCUGCAGCUGUACUGCAACAGAAAAGCUCAAGUCGUAAUGUUCAGAGUGUUUGUUUUCAUGAGUUUUUUUCUUCCUUUAAUUGACAGUUAUUCAGAUAUCCUUGUGAGCAUUUUGGAUUGCAAGCACAAAAUUGCAUGUACAUGGUUCUUACUUGUGGCUCUACGAAUGAGUCACUCAUUUUGUUGCCAUAGGUGACGGAGUUGUAAAGAGGGGUACACUUUGUGAGACUGCUCUUUCGUUGCCUUAUUCGAUAUUUCCCUUGGGGGUAAGGGACCCAAUGCCCCCUUCGAGGUGUUUCUUAUGCCCAGGGACUCAAAAAUGGGGGAAAUAAGACUUCUGAUUUUUGUACGGAGAUUAUAUAUUGGGUUUAUAAAGAUUUCAAACAUUAUCGAUCUGCCUGGAGUGUGUGGUCAGAAAUAAAGUGAUAUUAUUGGGAUA
Molecule: messenger RNA, 5479 nt
Organism: Darwinula stevensoni
Lineage: Eukaryota; Metazoa; Arthropoda; Ostracoda; Podocopida; Darwinulidae
Source: the annotation of a GenBank genome assembly